Messenger RNA from Diachasma alloeum, 2660 nucleotides. RefSeq lists its product as uncharacterized. Gene Ontology annotation, biological process: cell migration; cellularization; cell-cell adhesion. The record is from RefSeq and is a predicted model, not a curated record. Lineage: Eukaryota; Metazoa; Arthropoda; Insecta; Hymenoptera; Braconidae. The transcript is spliced from 2 exons. Gene Ontology annotation, molecular function: beta-catenin binding; actin filament binding. Gene Ontology annotation, cellular component: catenin complex; cytoplasm; adherens junction. The coding region runs from base 86 to 2539 and encodes 817 amino acids.
GUUACCGAGUCUGUUUACAUUCUAACGAACAAAUGAGCAUUUGAACUGAUGAGUGACGCUUACUCGGGGAAUAAGUGCUGCAAAUAUGUCGAUUAAAACGCGCAAGAUGAAUGAUUUGGUGAAGCCCAUUGCGGUGCAGGUGAACAAAUUGAACCAAUUACUCGAGGACAGCAAGAACGACCCAGCGGACGUGGCCUCAGUGAAGUCAAUCCUCCUCUCCCAACUGGACACCCUAACCGAAAAGCUGGACCAGUUGGAGAGUUACUACUGCGACGAUGGGUCAGGUUACAAGGAGAUGAAGUCCAAAAUAACUUCAAUAAUCCAGGGAUUCUGUGCAAUGUCCACGACCCCCUGCAGGCCCCCCAGAGACCCCCAAACAGCUCUCAAGUUCCUAGACAAACUGACAAACGCCCUGAAGAACCUGGAGGACCUCGAGUACUUCGACCUGAAGCAGCAGCUGCAGGACGCCAUGAUCUACAUAAAAGAGAUGGGUGAAGUCACCGCGAUAGAGGACUUCGAGAACAUAAAGGAGCUCGGGGAGAGUCUCCUGGAUAUGCUGGGGCCCCUCCAGGACUUUGGCAAGAGUCUGCUCCACAGAUCCCAAAAGGAGAAACUUGCACUGUACGUCUGCCAGUUGUGCUCUGCCUUCUCCAUGCUGACGAGUGUAGUUCACUCCCAACACGAGAUCAACCUCCCCAUCCACAGCUCCAAGAGCUACAUCUGCGAGAGAAUCUGCUGGUGUCUCAAGAUGGUAAACGACAUUUUCGAGGGGAGGAGCCCAGAGCCUGACGAGAAAACCGAGAGAAUCGAUCAUUUCGUCUACAAAAUGGACCUGGCACUGGACCUCGUGGCUGAUCUCCCCAGUAAACCCCAGGAGGAGCAGCUCGUCGAGUGCAAUAAACUGUGGAUUGCUGUUGAGGACGUCUUCUCCCAUGCCAUGGUGAUCGCCCAGGUGUGCGACCCUGAGAACUUCAAGGCCAUCACUGGAGUCUGCCAGUCGAUAAUGUCAGAGUACGACAAUUUGAAGGAGCAAAUCUCCUCGGAGAAGCCCGACUCGAUGCUGAAUUCCCUCUUCUACAACACCUUCACUGACGCCCUGUACAGACUCGAGAGGAAGGUGAACGUCUCGGUGCUCUCUCUGGUGCUGGAGAUGUUCAGCGAGCCCUUUGGAUCGUUGAAAAAGCUCGUGAAGAUGUGUGGGAACAGCCUGGCACCUGACAAGAGGAGCCAGGAGGACUUGAACGAUCUCGUCGAGGAUUUUGAUCAGGUGACUGACAAGGUCAUGCAGAUGGGGCUGUACGCGAUUGCCUGCUGCAGCGACAUAAACAGAGUUACGAGGAUUAAGAAUCACAUGGCGAGCCUGGAGUCCCUGGAGGCAGAGCUGGUCCCCGCGAUAAUAGCCUUCUACCUUCAGCCCCACAAUGAGGAGAGACGAGUGAACGUCAAGUUGUUCACGUCCCAGUGGCAGUCAGAGAUGAAUAAACUGAGGAAUGCAAUAGACCUGAUCAUCGAUUCCUCGGCUUUCUGUCAGGUGGUCCUGGAUGACCUGCAGGAGAGAGUCCAGAGGAUAUCGGAUGACCUGGACAAUCGCCAGGGGAUCACCCAGGGGCAGGUGCAGGUCGUCGUGCAGAGGGCCUGCGCCCUGGCGACUCAGAUCACCACAGCUGUUGAGGAUGUUGGGAGGGAGAGGGUCGACAGGCAGACCAUCAUGAUGAUUCGAGAGCUGAAGGCUGCCAUCUUCGAGGCUGAUGCUGCCUCCAAGAGUUUGUUGAAGGGUAAACCGACGGAGCCACAGCAGCUGAGGGUCGUCAAGAGGUGUGAACUCGUGGUGAAUGUUGUUAGGUGUCUGCAACCUGCCCUGGUGGUCGUCAUGAGCUGCUCCCAAGGGGCGAGUGGGUUGUCUGAGAAGUCCAGGAGUCGGAGGGAGUGCAGUUUGAACGUCUCCUCCAGGGGUCAGGACUUGCCGAGGGACGAGGGGACCCUCACCUUUGUGAAAACUCCCUACACUGUGAAGACACACAAACCGAUUGUCUCCAUUCAGUCCAGGGGAAGCACCAAGAAAUCGCAGGUCGAUCUCUCGUGCUUGAUACCCUACAUCGAGAAGGGGCGGACCAUGAGGACGGAGAGGACAGUCAUCAUGUACAGGACCCCGAAGACUCAGGGACGGGGGAAGAAUGAUGAGAAUAAGAACACAGAGGAUAAUAAGAACGCCAACAUCUUGAAGAGGGAUUUGACGUGCGUCAGGCAGCACCUCUUCUCCAGGGAGAGCUUCGACAGUGGCAGGGACUUGGAUCUCACUUCUGAGAGCUGGAACUUGACUGGGAUUCUUGAUCAGUUGUCCAGGAUGUCGAGUUCUUUUUCGUCGAGGGGCGGCGACGAGGGGAGUGUGGGGGACUCGUCGUUUGGGGUCGAGAGGAUGAGCCAGUACUCGAGCAUUGGGGGAGGCGACGCACCUUCUGCUGUGGAGACUCCCGAGAGGAUCGGGGAUAUUCGACAGAUUGAGAAGAAACUGGAGGUUUUGAAGGCAGAUGUUAAUUGAUUCUUUUUUCACUUUGAGUUUUAAUUGUGGAGCUAUUUCUAUUGAUGUAAUUUGAAUUUUUGCAUGGAUUAGAUUCCAAUGUUCAGGGAAUAAUUUUGUUCAAUAAAGAAUUUUUUGUUUA